Molecule: messenger RNA, 1053 nt
Organism: Belonocnema kinseyi
Lineage: Eukaryota; Metazoa; Arthropoda; Insecta; Hymenoptera; Cynipidae
Gene: Arv1
Product: protein ARV1
Exons: 5
Coding region: 210-1022 (270 amino acids)
Biological process (GO): regulation of plasma membrane sterol distribution; intracellular sterol transport; sphingolipid metabolic process
Cellular component (GO): cortical endoplasmic reticulum; Golgi apparatus
Source: RefSeq, a predicted model, not a curated record
AUUCCACAUUGCCGCCGCAAUAUGGCGGCAAUGCAUGGAAAAGGGUUUGUACGUAAACUGUCAACACUGUUAACAAUACACGAGGGCGCAUUGAAGCUGGAAAAUCAUGCAAAAUGCCAGGGUCUGUCUGUUAUGCACGUAAAGAAAGGAAAAAGUAACAUUCUUGGAGAAUACGAAGAGUAUACUGGAUUUUACUGGUAAAUUAAAAUAUGUACACCUGUACCAAUUGUGGAGCAGAGGUGGCGGAAUUAUACAGACGUUACAGCCCGAGUGUUUUAAAAGUUCUGAAAUGUAACUCCUGUGGGAAUUUGGCAGACAAGUACAUCGAGUACGAUCCAGUAAUCGUUCUUUUGGACUUGGUUCUCCUCCAGAAAGCAGCUUAUCGACAUUUGAUAUACAACAGCAGCUUCAAAUCUUACUGGAAGUUGAUGGUAGUGCUGAUUCUGGGGGAAUCUUUUGAAAAGUGGUCGGCUGUCGGCUCGCCGAGUGAAGCUCCCUCCAUGCCUUCAUCGCCGACUCUAUUUCCGUUUGACGUUGUCCAAGGCAACGACGUCUUCGAGGGAGAGCGGAACUUGUACAUUUUGUUGGUGCAAACGGCCCUGUCGUUGGGCGCCUUCGUCGGCACAGUGAUUCUGACGACGGAACUCGGAUGGGUCUUGUUCGGCGGAAGGCCUCGGAAGUACAGGACAAGUGACUUGGUCCGAGCUCUGAUAAUUGGCGGCUGUCCGAAGUUACUGGGCCUAUUGGGAAUCGUCUGGCACCAUGUCUCGCCCGACUUACACAACGCCCUCAUCCACGGAUACGGGGCUUUGUGCCUGCUGACCGCCUAUUCAGUGGUGAGCGAGCGCGGAAGGAGCGGCUCGUUGAUGGUGCUGGUCUUGGGCUUUUUGGCACACAGCUGCGUCUCGAACGAGCUGUUCUCCCUGUCCCUGCCGCUGCUUCUACCCCUGUAUCUGCCAUUACCACUGCCAUUGCCAUUGCCAUUGCCGUCGACUUCCAACGUCACGUGGGCGCAAAUGUGACGCGAAACGACGACGGGGGACGGCGGCCUCA